Molecule: messenger RNA, 3778 nt
Organism: Cyprinus carpio (common carp)
Lineage: Eukaryota; Metazoa; Chordata; Actinopteri; Cypriniformes; Cyprinidae
Product: inactive phospholipase D5
Molecular function (GO): catalytic activity
Source: RefSeq, a predicted model, not a curated record
CGCAGCUGGUCUCUCAUUGGUUGGACUGGCUGGAGAGGUUGUAUCUCACACAGCAGGGAUGGAGUGAUCAGCCUCAUACAGAGAGUGGAGUGAGGAGCCGCUGGAAAACUGUGCUUUUCAAUCCCAGACAUUCCCAAAUCAAUAAAGCGCUGCAGACCCACGGCUGCGUCAGUGCCUGAUCAGAGCCCGGAGUUCAGCUUCAUACGCAGCGCAGAGACACUCAGAGUCCAUCAUGAAGUCUCAGCACAAAUGCAUUGUGAUCUUUGCGCUGGUGUGCUGCUGUGCUGUGCUGAUAGCACUAAUAUUCUCUGCUGUAGAUGUGUGGGGGGAUGACGAGGACGAUAUCGCUGAUGGAAAAUGCAGCAGUGCCUGCCGUGUUGUGCUUGUUGAGAAUAUUCCAGAAGAUCUGUCCAUUCCAUAUAAGGACACAGUUUCACUGGCCGCUGGUCUCCAUGACCUUUUGGAUCAAGCACAUCGAUCUGUUGAGAUCGUGUCACCAUGGUGGGCACUGAACUCUACUGAGUAUGAGUCAAAACCUCCCCAGGCCAAACAGGGUGAGAUCUUACUCCAUCAGUUGAUGAGUCUGCAGUCUCGGUCAGUCAGUUUGAAGGUGGUCAGUGGACUAACUAAUUCCUCAGAGCUCAGAGUACUCACUAAGAGUGGUGCCGAGGUGCAUUACCUGAACAUGACAGCCCUCAUGAAAGGUCAGCUCAACUCCUCAUUCUGGGUGGUGGACAGGAAGCACAUGUACAUAGGAAGUGCUGGCAUGGAUUGGAGGUCACUGUCUACGAUGAAGGAGUUGGGCAUCAUUAUUUAUAACUGCAGCUGUCUGGUGUUGGACCUGCACAAGAUAUUCAGCCUCUACUGGCAACUGGAGUAUAAAGAGUUUUUGCCGUCAACAUGGUCCAAGAAACUAAACGCUCUGUACAACAGAGACAACAACCUUCAACUGCAUCUGAAUGACACUGAAGCAAAAGCAUACUAUUCAAGUUCUCCAGAUGUUUUCUGCCCAAAAGACCGGACGAAAGACCUCGAGGCCAUUAACAGAGUCAUUCAAAAGGCUGAGACAUUUAUCUACAUCUCCAUAACCAACUAUCUACCAAUGCUCAACCGCAGCCAACCCAAGUACUGGUCACGCAUUGACAACAUGCUCCGAGAAGCCUUGAUUCUGAAAAAAAGCAUCAAAGUACGCCUGUUGAUAAGCUGCUGGGAGCAGACGGACCCACUGACGCUGAACUUCCUGUGGUCUCUCAAAGCACUGUGCACUGAGUCAGUCCGCUGCUCAGUGGAGGUGAAGUUCUUCAUUCCACAGAAGCAGAGCAAUGGACAUCUCUAUGGAGUGAAUCACAACAAAUACAUGGUGACAGACAGAUCUGUGUAUAUAGGGAAUUUAAACUGGGUGGGCAACGAGUUUGUCUACAGCGCCGGGGUUGGUGUUGUGAUCAGUCAGCAGGUGAAGAACAACUCAACUGUAGUUGAACGGAUGAAAGCUGUCUUUGAACGAGACUGGCAUUCCCACUACAGCAAAACGAUCCAGCCAAACAAGAUCCCAGCAUGCAGCAUGCACACGGCAAGCGGUUCUCUCUGAAUACAUGUUUGAAAAUCACAUGCAAACCUUAAACUUAUCAGUUGUUUACUUUCAGUUGUACCAAACACUUUUAAUUUCAUACAGCAAGUAAAGCUUUCUAUUGAAACCAUGUUUUGUAAGGUAAUAACUGUUUUGCUAUAUUGUUCGGCCCUGAUUUCAGCUGUUAUUAAGAUGCAUUUUCGUGAUGCAAUCACAAGUGGUGCUAUCAGACGCUGAGCUGUCAUCUUUAUUCAUUUCAUUCGCCUCCUUUUCCAUAUUGCUUGGAAGCAAGGUGACACGGUUUGUUUGGUUUGACUGUACGUACUCUGCACUCCCAUGAUUAGAACUGCUCACAGGAGAUGCAUUUGAGAUACAAACAUCACACAAAUGCAUCUUAAUGUCACAUGGAAAUGUUGUAUGAAUUGUUUUAAGAUGUUUGUCUCUGCUUAAGUGUUGCACUGAGACUUUCUAUUCUAAAAAAAAAAAAAAAAAAAACUUUCACUUUUGUAUUCAUACAAUUUUGAAUGUGCUUCCAGAAAUUUUUAAGCAUAAAAUGGUGAGGCAUAAUUAAUAUUAUGCAUUAUCAAGCACUGUAUUUGAAAGUUUAUUUCAUAAAUAAUUUUUACAAGCAGGGUUUUACAAAAUCUUUCUACAAAUGUUCAUAUAUCUUGAUUUUUUGCUGAUUCAGUAUAUAUUUGCAAGGUGAUUUAUGUUGAUGCAUGUUGAUUCAACACAUGAUAAAAUAUGCUGGUAAAUUAGUAAUUGAUUUAUUUGCACUUUGUAUUUUAACUAACAUUAUGACUAUGCUUCAAUGAAAUUACAUUUUCUGUCAUAAUUUGUGUUAGAAAUGAACCAGAAAAUAUUAUUCAAAUGAAUGUUUUCAUACUGUAAAGUGUUCUUCACUUAGGGGUAAACAGAGAUUUGAUAUACCAGUGGAGCAGUGGAAGUUUAAUUUUAAGUUAAUUUUUUUUUUUUUUAAUCUGACAUUAAAAAUGAAAACUCUGGACAUUUUUUAUAGUUGGUUUAUAAUUUAUGUCAUUGUCAUUAAAACUAUGAUAACUAUUCUGGACACAUUUAACUUUUGUUUCACAAAUUUUUUACUGAUUUAACAGUAGUUGUUUCUCACCAUGGUUGAGAAUUGUGUGCUGAGGUAUAUUUGCAUCUGUAGAUUUAAGACAUUAGUCUAUUAGCAUGAAUGUUUGCCUUAAGGUACGAGGCAAAUACUUCCCAUAUUAUGUAGUGGGCUUUGAAAAUAAACAUAGAUCUAAAAGGAAAAGGACGGUUAAACAAGAUUAGAAUUGAUAAAUGCUAAAAAUUCCUUGGUUGAUCUGACAAAUCAUUUUAAAACUCAACAGACUGGCUUUUCUUUAUUAGAUGUACUAAAGUUUUUAAGUUGUCGGUUGAUAGUUGAGUUAACUUAACAUGUUUAGUGUGAUAGGUUGCCUUAUUUUUUUAAAGUUAGGUCAACCUUUUUUUUUUCUUUUCUUGUCAUAAAUACCAAUGCCAUCGAGGAAAAAAAACAGCUCUUCUGUAUCUUUGUGUCCAUGUAUAUGGCCCUUGACCAGCUGCAUUAAACCUCUAGGAAUAGCUCCAAGAACUGUACUGUAUUCUCUGAAAGGAAUAGGGAAGUUUUCCACAGUCAUGAAGCAUUCAUAAGACAAGAAAGUACUAGAAUUGUCAAAUAAAGAAAACAUAUGAAAUACACCUCCAUUAAACCAAUUAAUGAAAAAAGAGAUUUGUUACUAAUAUAAAUAUUAUUCCACAAGAGAGUUUUGUGAGGGGAGAAAUUGUAGCUAUAACACAGCUUUCAUGAAAGAAGAGCCUGCUGAUGAAAAUUAGCUAAUUUAGCCAGGAGUUUAUUAUGCAUAUAAUUAAGAUAAAGGGGAGGCCUCCAAUUUUAUCGGUUAGGAAUAAAAAACAAAAAGAAUUUUGAUUAAUUAAACACCUUCUUAGCCAGUUUAUUGUAAACGCAUAAACAGUGUUAUUAAAAAAAUAUAAAAUAAAAAGGGGGAAAUCAGGCAACCCUGUCUGAAACACGUCUUCUAGAAAAUCUUUGGGAGGUUAACAUAUUAACUAUGACAGAGAAGGUAAUUCCUUUAUAAAACAUUUCAUUUACGAUGAUAAACGAGUCCCCAAAACCAAACAAUUUGAGAAACUGCAAAAGAAAUCCAUGCUCAAUGGUGUCAAAAAGACCUUAUAAAAGUCCAAGAA